This is a messenger RNA of Strongyloides ratti, 3390 nucleotides long. Its product is annotated as Rabconnectin-3B. NCBI's taxonomy places the organism in Eukaryota, Metazoa, Nematoda, Chromadorea, Rhabditida, Strongyloididae. The coding region runs from base 1 to 3390 and encodes 1129 amino acids. Gene Ontology annotation, cellular component: cytoplasm. Gene Ontology annotation, molecular function: protein binding. The record is from RefSeq and is a predicted model, not a curated record. The transcript is spliced from 3 exons.
AUGUUAAUAAAUAGUUGGAAUAAUAUUCUUUUUAUUCCCCGUUUAACUGGUAGACAGUCUCGAGAAAAAUUUGGAGACAAACCUAAGGAUAUCGGAGGAUUUGAUCAUCCAUGGGUAUUUGCAGUUUUGAAAGGUUGUCAGGUUUCACCAUUGUCACCACUUCAAAAUGUAUGUUUUUAUUUUGAAAAUGAAAGGAAUACUGUUUAUCGUGGAGAUCAAAAUGGAAAUUUAUCUAUUUGGCACUUGCCAAAACAAUGUGAUCCUUUAAUUGAAGAAUAUUUAAGAACAAAAAGACCUGUUUUAUAUGAGGCAAAUGCAAGCCAAAGUAUGCAAUCUUUAUGGAAUUUGAUGUCGAACAAUACACCACCUUCAAUAAGUGAAGUUGAAGAAGGAAAACAAAUAACAUCUUCUUUGUAUAUUCAUCACCAAGGAAAUUUAGUUUUAGGAAGAGAAGAUGGAUCAAUUGUUUUACGAUAUUCAAUACAUGCACUUAUGAGACAGCUAUUGGAUUUUAAUACGCCAGAAUCCAGAAAAACAAGGAUACUACAUGGACAUUAUACUGCAGUUACUGCAUUAUUAUAUCCUCAUGAUGAAUGUUCUCGAUAUGACACAUCAAUUUUGGUUUCUGGAGGAAAUGAUUUUUCAGUUAUAGUUUGGAAUAUAUAUACUGGAACCAAAGUACAUAGAUUUAAUGUUCAAGGUGGACCAAUAUUAAAGUUAAUGAUAACACCAAACAAUGCUACUAAAAAAGUUCAAAAUUGUAUUUGUUCUAUAGCAAAGGAUAAUUCAGUUGCAUUAUUAUCUUUAAAAGAUAAUUCAUGUCUUGUAUUGGCUUCUAGACAAUUGACACCUAUUGUUGAUGUUAAAUUUCGUCCAUUGGAUGAUUUUAUGUUAGUAAAAUGCGAAGAUACUUCAAUAUUUGUUUGGCAAAUGGAAACAGGCAAUCUUGAAAGAAUUAUAACUGGACUGUAUGUUGAUGAAAUUAUGGAUGCUUGUGAUGAACAAAUUGGUUUAUACGAUGUUAAUGAUAGUGCUGGAGCAGCUCAAGCUGUUCAAUUAUUAAGAGCUAUUAAAAAUAAAAAUUUAAACGUCGUAAAGAAAUUUGUGACUCAAAAUGAGAGAGAAUCUGAUGAUCAUGAUUUGGAAGAAAUUAAUGUACCACCACCAAUAAAAAUUCAACAAUUAAAAAAAAUUUCAAAUGAUGCUUAUAUGAUAAUAAUAGAUUUACAAUCUUUAAUAAUGGGAUUAUUAGCAAUGGAUAAAGAAUUUAAUAAAACAAAGAAAAAAGAAAAUACCAAUGAGUCAACAGAAAUAACUCCUAUUCAAAAACGUAUAUCAUUGGGAAGUAAUAAGGGAUCAGGAACGAAUAAAAAAUUUGAUACUUCUCUGGAAAAUUUCAAUGUUUACAUUGAUACUGCGAAUCUUCUAAUAUCAUUAUUACAUGCAUGGAAUGUUGAUUUAGAUCUUGAUGAAAAGAUAAUUUCUACUUUAAAUUUGCACAAACCAAAAUAUCCAAUUAAUUAUGGUAUUAUUUCCAGAAAUCAUAGUUUUGUGUCUCUUUAUUUACCUAUGGCAGGACCAAAAGUUUUAAAAAGUCAACCAAUACCUGCUGAGUUGAUGUCAUUCACAACUUUUUCAAAACAAGUUCAUUGGCAUCUUAGUUCUAGUAUUACUACAUUACACUUAUUGUCAAUUAUUGCAAUUUCAAAUACAAUAAUGUCAAUGAAAGAUUCAACUUUAAAACAUGCAUCAGCUCCCAUUUUGACAAGACGUCGUGGGUCAGUAAUAUGUCAAUUACCUAGCAACAAAACUUCAGAAUUAGUGAAUGAUACUGAAAUCAGAAAUAAAAAACAAGUAUGGUCAUUAAUUUUAUCACUUCAUUGUGUCUCUUUAUAUGAUAUGAUUGAACAUAAAAAAGAUUUUUGUCAUCCAAGGAUUGAGUUAUUAGCCAGAAAAUGGCAAGAUAGUUGCAUUGAAAUCCGUGAAGCUGCACAAACAUUAUUGAUAAGAGAAUUAAAACAACUUAAAACAAAAGGAAGAGAAGAAUUAAUAACUGCAUGGUCAUUAUUUUUACCAUCUAAUGUGGAUAAAAAAAAUAGUAUUUUUAGUUUAUCACGAAAUUGUUCAACUUCAAUGUCUGGAUCUAUUGGUACUUUUGUGUCAAGUAAACCUUUGGCUACAGAAAUGAUUGUACCACCUACUAGUAGAGUUCCACCAGUUCGACCACCACCUCCAAUUCCACCUCGUCCCAAUAUAAGUGCAAAAAAUAAUGUUAAUGAUACAGAAUCAAUUUUAAAAGAACGAAAUAUUACAUUACCUUCAAUAAAGACAUGUGAAGGAUUACAACAAUUCUAUAAAAAUCAAGCAUCAGCCAUUGUAAUUUUAGGUGUUAUUGGAGCUCAUUUUUCAACAGAUUUAUCUUUUCAUCCUGAUUUAGCUCGUGCAGCUAGUCAUUCACUGUUAGAACUUUUAAUAGCUUCACCUUCUCCUUUAUUGCCUAUUGAGACACCUUUACGUCGAGCAGCUAUUGAUUUAUUAGGUAAAGGAUUCACUGUUUGGCAACCACAUUUAGAUAUUUCAAAAGUUUUGCUAGGACUACUUGAAUUAGCUUCUAGUGGUGAAAACACAGAAGAUACUAUACCUGGUUCUCCAACAUUUCCUUUAACUCCUGCUGCUGAUGCUUGCAGAACAGCUAAGCAUGCUUUAUCUUUAAUUGCUUCAGUUAGGCCCCAUGCACUUAUUUUAGCUUUAUCUACUGAAGUUGCCAGAUUCAAUUCUGCAACUCAACAUCAAACAAUUCAACAAUCUUUUGUAUCACCUUUAGUUAAAGCUAAUGUUGAAAUUUUAAGAAUCAUUGAACAAUUAACUGAAAAACAGUAUAAUGAUAUUAUUGACCUUAUUAUUCCUGUUGGUGAUAUACUUGUUCAUUGUCUAGAACCACCUAUUUUAAAAACAACACCAUUAGUAAAAUUAUUUCCACCAAUAGCUAAAUUUCAUAUGGUUGCUUAUUGUGCUCAGUCUCGUCGGAUAGGUUUUGGAGGUAAAAAUGGAAAAAUAGUCAUUCAUGAUUUAAAAACUUCCAAAACAUUAAGUAUUCAGGCUCAUAAUCAACCUAUAACAGCAAUUGAUUUUUCACCAGAUGGCAAAGUUUUAGCUGUCUAUUGUGCUACAGAAGCUAAAAUUUCUCUUUGGCAAUCUCAACAAUCCUUUUUAGGAAUGGGACCAGGACAAGUUAAAUGUAUUAAAUCAAUGAAUGCUCCAGCAGAAUUCCCUAUUCAAAAUCCUGGAGAAACGCUUCAAAUUUUUAAAGCUAAAUUAGUUUUUAAUGGAUCUAAAGCAUUAACAUUAGUUUUACCUAAUGGUAAAGAAAGCCGUUUCACUUUAACUUAA